Molecule: messenger RNA, 3052 nt
Organism: Diachasma alloeum
Lineage: Eukaryota; Metazoa; Arthropoda; Insecta; Hymenoptera; Braconidae
Gene: Psa
Product: puromycin-sensitive aminopeptidase
Exons: 5
Coding region: 191-2902 (903 amino acids)
Biological process (GO): proteolysis; peptide catabolic process
Cellular component (GO): cytoplasm
Molecular function (GO): peptide binding; metalloaminopeptidase activity; zinc ion binding
Source: RefSeq, a predicted model, not a curated record
UGUCGAGCCCCCAAUAAUUUUUCAUGUUAUUUGUGGAAACAGUUUCCAUCUGUUUCGGCUUCUGUAACCUAUUGCAUUUCCAUUGUGGGUCGUGGUUGGUUGCGCCUGUGAGUGAGUUGGCACAAAUGUGGGGGAGAUAAGGUAUUUUUCUUCUUGACAACUUUUUCAAGGAAAAAACAGGAGGAAGUCGAUGAUAAUUAGUACGACUAGACAGGUGUUGCGAGUUGUAGUUAAUUCUGUUGCGAUACGGAGAUUUAAUUAUUCAAAGGGUGAGUUAUUAGUUGAAGUUAAAAUGACUGCUGACAAGAAACCCUUCAACCGGCUUCCCACUGAUGUGAGACCGUAUCAUUACGAGAUAAGCCUCACCCCGGACCUCAAGAAUUUCACUUUCGAGGGGACGCAGAAUGUCGAGAUUGAGGUGAAGAAUUCGACUGAGAAGGUCGUUCUUAACUCACUCGACAUCGAUAUCAAGAAGGUCGUCUACAAGAAUGGCGAGGGUGCCAGUUUUGAGGCGAAAAAAAUCGACGUCUCGGUGGAGAAUGAGACGGCCACUCUCCUGUUUCCUGAGAAGCUACCAGUUGGCAAGAAUGGAAGACUUUAUUUUGAUUUCGUGGGGGAGAUCAAUGACAAGAUGAAGGGAUUGUACAGAAGCAAGUACACUGGUGCUGGAAAAGACAAAGAGCCUGUUGCCGUCACUUAUCUCUGUCCCACUUCGGCACGCCGAUUAUUUCCGUGUUGGGACGAGCCAAGUAUCAAGGCAGCAUUUGGCAUAACACUUAAUCUCCACAAUUUGCCCAAUGCUAUUGGCCUUUGCAAUAUGCCCGUGGAGCGCGUGGAGAAGAAGGACAACCUAGAAAUCAUAAAAUUCCAGAAGUCCCCAAUAAUGUCCACCUACCUCGUGGCAGUAGUCGUAGGUGAAUUUGACUUCGUAGAGGACAAAACAACGGACGGUACAGUGGUCCGGGUCUACACCCCAAAGUCCAAACAAGAACAAGGUCGUUUUGCCCUGGAAGUAGCCACCAAAGUCCUCCCCUACUACAACAAGUACUUCGGCAUCUCGUACCCCCUCCCAAAGAUGGAUCUCAUAGCAAUAGCAGAUUUUUCAGCCGGUGCAAUGGAGAACUGGGGCUUGGUGACUUACAGAGAGACAUGCCUCCUGGUAGACCCCCAAAACACAUCAGCAGUCUCAAAACAAUGGAUAGCAUUAGUGGUAAGUCACGAACUCGCCCACCAGUGGUUCGGUAAUUUAGUUACGAUGGAGUGGUGGACACAUCUGUGGCUGAACGAGGGUUACGCAUCCUUCGUGGAGUUCCUCUGUGUGGCCCAUCUGUUCCCCGAGUACGACAUUUGGACUCAAUUUGUCACCGACACAUACAUCAAAGCCCUCGAGCUCGACGGUUUAAAGAACAGUCAUCCAAUAGAGGUGCCAGUGGGCCACCCAUCGGAGAUCGACGAGAUAUUCGACGACAUAUCCUACAACAAAGGUGCAAGUGUCAUCAGAAUGCUUCACGCCUACAUCGGCGACGAUGACUUCAGAAAGGGAAUGAACAUUUACUUAAAAAGGCACAGUUACAGUAACGCCGAAACCGAGGAUCUCUGGGCAGCUCUCGAGGAGGCCAGCAACAAGCCAAUUAGAGCUGUAAUGUCCACCUGGACAAAGCAAAUGGGAUUUCCAGUGCUCAAGGUAGACGAACGUCAAGAUGGAAACGACAGAAUUCUCUCCUUAUCUCAGGAGAGAUUUCUGGCUGAUGGAUCUGUGGACAAGGACUCGAGCCUCUGGAUGAUUCCAGUGAGUGUCAGUACCUCAAAAUCCCCAGGAGAAGUGGCCUUCAGUACUGUUAUGAGCGAUAAAAUCAAGGAAGUGGUGAUCAAGGACGUGCCUGAGGGCUCGUGGAUUAAAAUCAACCCAGGAACGAUUGGAUUCUACAGGACACGUUAUACACCUGAGGCACUCUCCUCCCUGAUGCCAGUCGUGAAGGAUCGUUCACUGCCACCUUUAGACAGACUCGGUCUUCUCGAUGAUCUCUUUGCCAUGGUACAGGCUGGCCACGCCUCCACGGUUGAAGUCCUCAGGUUCAUGGAGGCCUUUCAACUCGAGGAUAAUUACACCGUGUGGUCGAGCAUCGCGAGUAGCCUUGGAAAAAUUGGGAUUCUCCUGAGUAAUCUUGAGAGUGAGGACAGCUUCAAGGCUUUUGGCAGGUCCCUCUGCAAGGAUAUUGCUUCGAGACUGGGGUGGGAUCCGAAGCCCAAUGAGAGCCAUCUGGACACUCUUCUGAGGUCGUUGAUUCUCAACAGAAUGGCCUCAUUCAGGGAUGCUGAUACCAUCAGCGAGGCGAAGAAGAGGUUGCAUCUUCAUGUCACUGGGAAAUGUGUUCUUGCUGCUGAUCUCAGGAGUGCUGUCUACAGGGCUGCACUCUCUGAUGGCGAUCUUCAGACUUAUGAGGCCAUGUUGAAGCUGUAUCGACAGUCAGAUCUUCACGAGGAGAAGGACAGAAUUCUCAGGGCUAUGGGGGCCAUCAGGGACGAGGAGUUACUCACUAAAGUCCUUGAGUUUGCCAUGAGUGAUGAGGUGAGGGCUCAGGACACUGUUUUCGCCAUCAUCUCGGUGUCCAUGAACUCCAAGGGACGAAUAAUGUCUUGGGAGUUCUUUAAGAGGAAUUGGCAGAUUCUCAUGGAUCGCUAUUCUGGGGGAUUUCUUCUUGCUAGACUCAUUAAACACGUCACUGAGAAUUUCUCGUCUGAGGAGAAGGCUGUCGAGGUUGAGAAUUUCUUCAAGGAGCAUCCCACACCUGGGGCUGCCAGGACUGUGCAACAGAGCAUUGAGAACAUCAGACUCAAUGCUGACUGGCUCAAUAGGGAUCGUUUCGCCAUUGAGAAGUUCCUUAAAGAACGCGGGUAUUAAUGUUUCUAGGGAAUUUUUAAACCGUUUGAUGGAGGUUUUUGUAUUUCUUUUGUAUUUUUAAGUGUGUUGCUAGAUCCUGGUGUGGAUCAAACGCCUUUGUAUACUAUCAUUUCGAAAAUAUAUGAAUGUCAUUCUGUAUUCAUUAACACA